UCAACGGUCUUUCUUUUUCUCUCUGAGUCAGUCUCCAGACAGAGAACCACUCAAGGAAAGAUUGCUUUUUUUACACCCUUCGCUUUUGCUGAUGCUCCAGAUGAGGGUCCAGAAUCUCUCCAUAGGUGGGACUUCUCCAAGUCCUUUCACCGGCAAUGGAACUGAGAUGCUGGGAAGCCCAGGGAUGAAUUGCUCGGAACCCAAACGAGAUUUCCAACACGCCUUUUAUGCUGCCACCUACUCCAUCAUUUUCAUCCCAGGCCUCCUAACCAACAGCAUCGCUCUCUGGAUGCUAUGCCUCUUUAUCCGAAAGCAAAACAAAGCCAUCAUCUUCCUGCUGAAUCUGGCCACGGCGGACUUCAUUCACGUCCUCUCCUUACCUCUGCGGAUUUAUUAUUACGUCAACGACAAGUGGCCCUUCGGACUCUUCCUCUGCCAGCUUUGCUUCUACUUGAAAUACCUGAACAUGUACGCCAGCAUUUGUUUCCUCACCUGUAUCAGCGUGCAGAGAUAUCUCUUCCUGUUCCAUCCCUUCAUGGCCAAAAACUGGAAGAAGCGCUACGAUGUCGCCAUCUCGGCUGCCGUCUGGUUGGUGGUUGGCUUAGCUUGCCUGACCUUCCCGUUGCUGAGAAAGACUAAGAGUUCGGAAACUUGCUUCUCCGAUCUCAACAUUGAAAAGUUCCAGAACAAAGCGGCUUUGAUCGGGAUGCUGAUGGUGGCAGAACUGGUUGGGUUUUUGUUCCCUCUGGCCAUCAUCGUCUACUGCACCUCCAAGACCAGAGCUUCCCUCCAGGAACACCAAAUUCCUUUAGAAAACACCGGCGAAAAACAGAAGGCGUUGCGGAUGGUGUAUAUGUGUGCCGUAGUGUUUUUUGUGUGCUUCGCCCCCUAUCACCUCAUGUUUUUCUUCUUCAUGUUGGUAAAAGAAGAUGUGGUGAAGGGCUGUGCCGUAAAACAAAGUGUCUUGUAUCUGCACCCCUUUUUCUUAAGCCUUGCCAGCUUCAACUGCUGCUUGGAUCCAUUCUUGUAUUUUUUUGUGACAUCGGAAUUCCAUGAUCGGAUACCAACCUACAGCAGCUUGUCCUUCAGAAGUCGUUUGUUAAGCAAGGAAAGUGCUUCUUCGGUGAAGGGAUAAGUUAGUUGGACUUCAAGUUGGACAAAGAUUGGAGGGUCUACAGGAGGUGCCCUAAGCUCUUGUAGUUCAGACGGCAUCUCCUGAUAUCCUGUGGUACAAGAGUGUGCUCACAUACCACGUCAGAGAAAAGUUUGCUUAGUUUUGGUUGGAUGAUGGAGCAAUAGUUGCUUGGCUUCAUACAACCUGAUAGAUCAGUGGUUCCUAAUCUGUUUUAUGAAAACCAUUUAAUGGGAAGUUGCAGGAGUCAAAGCAGCUGCAGAUGAUACAUUGCUGGCUCUAAGUUAAGGUUGCGGCCUUCAAAAACGUUCAAUGACAAUCUGGAAGUCCUCAUGAAAAGAAAAGUUGGGAUCUGUAGCACUGGGUUUUACAAAUCACGAGGAUGGGAUUCCCAUAGCUAAGCCAUCAGAUGAUCUGUUUUGUUUUGUUUUGUUUUUCUAUGACCUUAGCCUGACACUCAAUCAAGAAUUUCAAGCUGGGUGGGGAUGACCAAAUGUUAAGCUACACAAACCCAAAACAGCUCUUCAGAGACAUGAAUUUCUUUCUCCCAGAUCUGCCUAAGGAAGACAAAGGGUUCAAACCUGUUUUAUUUUGCUUUCUCAAUAGUUUUGGAAGUACUAAUGUUUUUUGCUGAUCCCACUAAGGCAGUGGUUCUCAACCUUUAUAGUGCUGCGACCCCUUUAAUACAAUUCCCCACGAUGUGGCGACCCCCAACCAUAAAAUUAUUUUCGUUUUGAAUUUAUCGCGCCUGAAGCCGUAUUGCUAGCGAUCUGAACUGCUUGCGAUUGCCUUGAGGACGGAGGCAUUAAAGUGGAGACUCCUCCCCUAUUAAAUUUAUCAUGCCUGAAGCCAGAUUAGGCUAGCGGUUGGGAGUGAUUGCAGCUGGCUUGAGUGGGAGACAUCAGAGCAAAGAUUUCUCUCUUUUUUAAUUCAUCGUGCCUGAAGCCGAAUUCGGCUAGCAAUUUGAAGAGCCUGCAGCUGGCUUGUGGAGUCAACCAUUGGAACGCGAUUCUUCGACUCACAAGUAUACUUCCCAUAUUUCCGAUGGUCAUAAGCGACCCCUGGCAAAUUGUCAUUCGACCCCCAACAGGGUCCCGACCCACAGGUUGAGAACCGCUGCACUAAGGUAUCUAAAGGUUGAAUCAUGGCAACUGGACCAACCUUUGUAAAUCUGAGGUGUUUAUCCAAGCAACUACAUCAGUCAGAGCAAAAUUCUCUGCCUAAAUAAUUUUGCUCUGACUGAUGUAGUUGCUCGGAUGAGCAACGAAAUGUCCCAGAUUAACAAAGUUUGAUCAGUUACCAUGUUUCAACCUUUAGACACUUUUGGCCUGGAUUCAGAUUAACAGAGUUGGAAGGAACCUUGUAGAUCAUCUAGUGCA
Ahaetulla prasina is the source of this 2511-nucleotide messenger RNA. RefSeq names its product P2Y receptor family member 10 (gene P2RY10). Lineage: Eukaryota; Metazoa; Chordata; Lepidosauria; Squamata; Colubridae. Gene Ontology annotation, molecular function: G protein-coupled receptor activity. The record is from RefSeq and is a predicted model, not a curated record. Bases 92 to 1135 code for a protein of 347 amino acids. Gene Ontology annotation, cellular component: membrane. Gene Ontology annotation, biological process: phospholipase C-activating G protein-coupled receptor signaling pathway; positive regulation of Rho protein signal transduction. The transcript has 2 exons.